AUGAACUACGAAGAGAUUCUUUCGGAAUUUGUCUACGGCACUAGUCAACAGCGGGGAGCAUGGCUCCAUCGUGGUCCUACUGGCAACGAGCCACCAUAUCCUCUCCCUAUCCGGGAGCCGCGGCCUUACCCGGCUCCCAUAGUGGUACCUUCCUCGGGAGGACCGCCCACAGCAGGAGUCGUGGAUGCAGAAGAAGAUUGUGGUGGUGGUGAACCGCCCACAACAGGAGUCGUAGAUGCAGAAGGAGAUUGUGGUGGUGGUGAACCGCCCACAGCAGCAGUAGUUGAUUCACUUGGCUCAGAAUCGGCUCGGGAAUCGGCUCGGGAAGGAGGCUGA
Molecule: messenger RNA, 336 nt
Organism: Pestalotiopsis fici W106-1
Lineage: Eukaryota; Fungi; Ascomycota; Sordariomycetes; Amphisphaeriales; Sporocadaceae
Exons: 1
Coding region: 1-336 (111 amino acids)
Source: RefSeq, a predicted model, not a curated record